This is a messenger RNA of Sceloporus undulatus (fence lizard), 2819 nucleotides long. RefSeq names its product solute carrier family 24 member 4 (gene SLC24A4). The record is from RefSeq and is a predicted model, not a curated record. Gene Ontology annotation, biological process: calcium ion transmembrane transport; intracellular calcium ion homeostasis; sensory perception of smell. Gene Ontology annotation, cellular component: membrane. Lineage: Eukaryota; Metazoa; Chordata; Lepidosauria; Squamata; Phrynosomatidae. The transcript has 14 exons. Gene Ontology annotation, molecular function: calcium channel activity; calcium, potassium:sodium antiporter activity. Bases 15 to 1433 code for a protein of 472 amino acids.
CACAGGCUCUGUAUAUGUUCUAUGCCUUGGCUAUUGUUUGCGAUGAUUUCUUUGUUCCCUCUUUGGAGAAAAUUUGUGAGAAACUACAUCUAAGUGAAGAUGUUGCAGGUGCCACAUUUAUGGCUGCAGGAAGCUCAACCCCAGAAUUAUUUGCAUCUGUCAUAGGUGUGUUUAUCACUCAUGGGGAUGUAGGUGUUGGAACCAUUGUUGGUUCAGCUGUUUUCAAUAUCCUCUGCAUCAUUGGAGUCUGUGGUAUCUUUGCUGGACAGGUGGUCCGUCUCACCUGGUGGUCUGUGUGCAGGGAUUCUGUCUACUACACACUGUCUGUGGUUGUGCUUAUUGCGUUUAUAUACGAUGAGAAAAUUGUAUGGUGGGAAAGCCUUAUACUCAUCGUUAUGUACGCUUUCUACAUACUUAUUAUGAAGUACAAUGUGAAGAUGCAGAAGUUCUUUACUAUAAAAAGCAUGAAUGUUGGGAAUGGCAAUACUGUCAACAGCGAACUGGAAGAUGUGAAGGGAACACAACAGUACGGCCGAAAUUCUGUGGUGAUGGUCGAUGAGAUAAUUUGUUCCAGUCCUCCAAAGUACCGCUUUCCUGAAGCUGGCUUGCGAAUAAUGAUUACAAACAAAUUUGGGCCAAGAACCAGGCUACGGAUGGCAAGCAGGCUCAUUAUCAAUGAGCGGCAGCGGCUAAUCCAUUCAACUAAUGGCAAGCUGAUUCAGAACGGGAAACAUGAGAACAUUGAAAAUGGGGGUGUCCCCAUUGAUAACCAAGAAGAGGGCAAUGAACAUGUCAAUCUGUCUCCAUUUUCACCUCCAGAUGGAAAAAUGGACAAAGUCAAAUGGCUUAUUACCUGGCCACUGAUAUUGCUCCUCUUUUUCACCGUCCCGAAUUGCAGUAAACCACGUUGGGAGAAUUUUUUUAUGCUGACCUUUCUCUUAUCCACUUUAUGGAUUGCUUUUUUUUCCUAUUUUAUGGUGUGGCUGGUUACAGUGAUUGGUUACACUCUAGGGAUCCCUGAUGUUAUCAUGGGCAUUACUUUCCUAGCUGCAGGAACCAGUGUACCAGACUGCAUGGCCAGUUUAAUAGUAGCAAGACAAGGCCUAGGUGACAUGGCAGUAUCGAAUACAAUUGGCAGCAAUGUGUUUGACAUUCUGGUAGGCCUUGGAGUACCAUGGGGUUUGCAGACUAUGGUUGUUAAUUAUGGCUCAAAUGUUAAGAUAAACAGCAAAGGACUUGUCUAUUCUGUUGUACUUCUCCUAGGAUCUGUAGCUCUUACUGUCGGUGGCAUCCACAUAAAUAAAUGGAAACUAGACAGGAAGCUGGGCAUUUAUGUGCUCGGCCUUUAUGCCAUCUUCUUGUGUUUCUCAAUACUGAUAGAGUUUAAUGUCUUCACUUUUGUCAACUUCCCAAUGUGCCGAGAAGAUGACUGAAAUAAACCACUGACAAGUGUCAUCUGGAUCCAUUGUGCUAAAAAUUACAGGAGACAUUUUACAUUGCUACCUGCUUCUUCUCCAAAAUCUCAGUGUCUUUCCUGCUUCAUCACUUUACAAGCACUUUUCCUGUACUUGGAAGGAAAACACCUGUCUCUUUGAACAACAUGCAAGCUCAAGGCAACCAAAGCAUUUUCUUCUUCUUCUUCUUCUUCUUCUUUGGAUCUUAUUGUUCCAUCAUGCAGCUCUGUGGAUCUCAUGCAGAAAUUGAAAAAGUCCAGUGGUAUCCUGUUGUGGUAUUCAGUCUCUUUUAGGCCAGUGAUUCUUAUCAUGAAUUUUAAUAUGAAGUCUGGGGAAAAAAACAACUUCCUUUUGAUGGCCUAUGGUUUUCCAAAUAAGAGGAAAAGAGAGCGGGUCAAGACUUUAUUGUGGCUCAUUUUGAGCAUCUCAGCCAUGGAAUUUAAUGCACUUAUUAUGAAAUGCACUACUAAGGAUCCUUCCUCUCCCCUUCAAGUGCUCUGUUUAAAGAGAACUUUCACUGAUGCUGAGGAGUCUUUGGUGGUGUUUAGUAGAACACUGUAACCCCAUUUAUAUUAUUUAAAAAGAAAGACUUGAAAGAAACUGACAAACAACAACAACAACCAACCCAGUCCCACUAAAAAAAAGAGGAGGGAAUACAACACUACUGAUGCUAUAAUUCUUUUUUUUUUUAAAUCAUGGAACCAAUUAUGUUGUAAUCUGGAGAUCCAUACUUGAAAACAGCAACACAAUGUUCUAAAGUUGGUGAGGAACAAUUGCAAAUAUCAUGAAUGACUAUGUAUAUGGAAUAUUAUACUUUCAGUUCAUAAAGUUGUGCCAGCACCACUAAGCAUACCCACCAAUUUUAGAGGAAAAUGGAAAACCAAAAUCCUGGGUGCUCAGUAAAUGAUUGUGCAGGUAAAUCAUUUGAAGAAUGUGAUUCUAAUCCAAAUGCCUUCCAGAUCAUCAUAGAUGCACUUUGGAUUUGAAGAUGUUUUAUAUGUUCCUGUAUAUGUGUGUGUUUACAUGCAUGUGUACAUGCAUGCAUACACACUACAAAAUAUAACUGCACAAUUCCCAGUUAAUGAUUUUUCCAUGGACUAAAUCUCUUGUUUUAGCAUUGGUUUUAGCAAACAGUUUGAAAAAGUGGGUGACAGGAACAUAUUAAAAGACCUGGAAUCUCCACAUUGAUUGAACUAAUUAUGGAAUGCUGCACAGUAUGCACCUUUAUUCCUUCCCACUGUGUUUCAAUUUAUGUCUGGUUAAGGUCUUAAUCUGCCUCAUUGGCACUGCAGAGCUUGGGAAAUUUCCAUUUUGGAUUAUAAUUCUCAGAAUUCCCCUGCUGGUUCAAGUUGUCUGAAAAACUAA